This is a messenger RNA of Lindgomyces ingoldianus, 1186 nucleotides long. RefSeq lists its product as uncharacterized. NCBI's taxonomy places the organism in Eukaryota, Fungi, Ascomycota, Dothideomycetes, Pleosporales, Lindgomycetaceae. The transcript has a single exon. Bases 13 to 978 code for a protein of 321 amino acids. The record is from RefSeq and is a predicted model, not a curated record.
CACCAUUCGAAGAUGAGCUCAAGCCGGGACCGUUUUUCAUGCGUAAUCGCCAGUCUUAUGGCCAUCUCCUCCAUCAUCAGUUGGACCCUGUUUGUAAACCACCUGGUCAAGACAGCCCAUGUCAGUCAAGGAGCAGACUACUGGGUUGAUCUUGCCCGACAUCAAACAUACAGCCUGUGUUAUAACGGCUGCAAUGACUGUCUUGAUGUCGAUCGCAUUGAAGGUGCCUGCCUCAUGACCAGGAAAGUUAACAUACCGGGGGUUGAUUGCGAUGCCAGCAAGAUUUGGACGUGGGCGGAUCGAUAUCCGUUGGAAUGUCUGGUGGCUGUUGGUAACAUAUACAAAGAUAAAGCACUUUGGUGGAAGAAGUUUUGGUUAGGAACGCUUUGGCUGCUGAACACUCUCUCAGUGGUUGUAUACAAGGUUGUGUAUGCAAUAUUGGACCCAAUUUUAGACAAAGCACAAUAUCGUCCCGUCCAACGGCCACGUCGAAAUAGCUCCACACCACUCCUCACCGCUUUCACGGUUUCUAUCCUGGCAGUCACAAUGCUCCCUUCUGUAUCAGCCUAUCGGUGCACGCAAAUGAGCCCGGCUUACGAUCAGCACUUCAUAAAUGCAGACGGAUCUCUCUACGGAGUGAUUCAUGGAUGGCUCUCGAAUUGCUACGAUGAAAGCUACUCAUGCGGAGAGUCAUGUUCUACAGCCAUAUCGGACGGAAGAAAAUCAUGCGAUCCGAUAUGGUGUUCUCUACCUCGUCUCGAUAAACCUACUUCCUAUUAUGUGGAUUCUGCUGCGCACCGCGUGAUGAGUUGCGGUUUUCAGCUCACUAAAACUAUUCCUGGACUAGUGGACAAGCGAAUUGCAAAUCCGAGGAUCGAGGGAAAGCUCUGGGUGAAAGUCUCAGUGAAUCAUUUCAACGGGUCCGAUGGUGUAUUCGAGCAGGUGCAAUGUCUUUACGAGAUGGUGGAACCGCCGUGACAUAAUAUAUCAAGAUUAUUCGGUCUGAACGCUACGUUUAAUAAGGAAUGGCGAAAAUAUUCUAGCGAAAUGCAUGAAGGGGAUUCCAGGCAUUAAACCUUCAAAGCGGGGGAGUCCUAAUGCAGCGCUCGUGUUGUACAGGAUUAUAUUGGAUCUCGCAUUUAUUUCUCCAGCCUCUAAAUAGAACUGCAGAAUUAAACAAGUCAAA